This is a messenger RNA of Daktulosphaira vitifoliae (grape phylloxera), 2478 nucleotides long. RefSeq lists its product as uncharacterized. The transcript has 7 exons. Gene Ontology annotation, biological process: DNA replication. The record is from RefSeq and is a predicted model, not a curated record. Gene Ontology annotation, molecular function: DNA binding; nucleotide binding; DNA-directed DNA polymerase activity. The coding region runs from base 1132 to 1926 and encodes 264 amino acids. NCBI's taxonomy places the organism in Eukaryota, Metazoa, Arthropoda, Insecta, Hemiptera, Phylloxeridae.
GAGACAUCUCUAUAUGUGGUACAAAUUUAGCUUUAAUGGUAUGCCUAAAAAACAUAUUCUUCGAGGUCAUCAAGCGUUGGAGCAACACAAGUUUAUAUACAGAAGUGACACGCAACAUUUCCAAAUUAUUGCGUUAAACUAACGUCCCCAUCCGAAUGUCUGUCGAUGAUGUGCGCAGGCAUGGUGAGAAAAUUGUAUGCGACACUGCCAUCUAUCGGGCCGAUUAGACAGACGUUGUGCAAUGCGUGUAACCUGAAAGUGAAGACGAUCAACAUUGUGCCAUGUUUCUUUCGGGUUACGACGCGCAUUUCAUCGUCACUGAAUUGGGGUACGACGACCAAAGGAUUUCGGUCAUACCGAAUUCCGAAGAGAAGUAUAUUUCAGUCACGAAACACUUAACUAAUAACUUCUCCAUACGGUUUGUCGACAUCUUCCGGUUCAUGGCCUCCUCCUUGUCCACCUUGGCCGGUAACCUAAUGCACCCGAUUUCGUUAAAUUCCGUGAGAUGGCCAAGGUGUUCCGCUUUCAAGAUAUGCCGUUGGUGAAGCGUAAGGGCGUAUGACCCCCAAGAGUACACUGAUAGUUGGGCUAAAUUGGACGAAACGGUACUACCAUCCCGAGACGCUUUCUAUAGACACGCCGCGGAGGUGUGGAAUCAUUUCGGCUGCUCAACCCUCGGUGAGUACAGCGACCUAUACCUAAAGAUCGACGUGCUGUUGUUGGCUGACAUGUUUGAGAACUUUCGCGACAUUUGUACUACAACAUACAAUUUGGACUAUUAUACCGCACCAGGCUUUAGCUUUUCGAUUGUAGUUGAAGUACACCAGGGUGAAGCUGGAGCUCUUAAACGACUACGACAUGCUACUGAUGGUGGUAUCGUGAUGGGCUGGUGCAGGCCGUCAAGCACUAUGCCAAGGCCAACAAUCCAAAGACACUGAAUUACGAUUCGACAAAACCAGACUCAUGGAUCGUCUACCAAGACUGCAAUAACCUGUACGAUUGGGCUAUGAGUCAGCUCAUGCUUCCGGUGGUAUGAAGGAGCAGAUCCUCUGGCCGACCUCCAAUUGUUUUCGGACACUGGUAAUACGGGGCGUAUAUAUGAAGUGAACGUAUUGUAUCCAGAAGAGCUGCAUGACGAGCAAAACGACUUACCGUUCUUGCCUGGCAACGAUGUACCGCCGGGUUCUAAAGAGACCAAACUCUUUGAAACCCAAACAACGGUACGUUGUACACUAUGUCAACUUGAAACAGGCGAUCGCACACGGACUGCAAGUCGAUAAAGUGCACCGCGUUUUAGAGUUUCAACAAAGUGCUUGGUUGAAACCAUACAUUGAGCUGAACACUGAAAUGCGGAAAAAGGCGGCAAAUGCUUUUGAAAUAGCAUUUUUCAAACUAAUGAUUAAUGCCGUCUUUGGGAAAACAAUGAUGAACAUACGGAAACGCAUCCGCAUUGAGCUAAUCUCCAGUCCCGAACGUCUAAGCAAGCUCGUAAACCAAUCAACCUUCAACGACUGUAUCAAAUACGUCGGUUUAGCAGUGCUUGACAUUAACAAGUCGCUAAUCUACAAGUACUUCUACGACCUAUUAAAAUCUCAUUUUGUUGACGCAAUCAGCCUGGUUUACAUGGAUACUGUUGAAUGUUUGCCUUGGAAUGGUUUAGAAUCAUUUUUUAUAUUUAGUGGAAUGAAAGGAAAUAAUAUAAUUGCAAAAUGUGUUUUGUGUGGCUUAUCAGGAAAAGAGAUAAGUACUGCUAAAAAUACACCAUCUAAUCUCAAACAUCAUAUUUCGAGAGUUCAUCCAUUUAAAUUGGCUGCCUUUGAUAAUGCUAUGAAUGAAGGUAAAAAAAAAUGCUUUUGUUCAACAGAAAAAAAUGGAAUAUGGAUUAUCAGAAAAUGUAAAAAAAGAAUCAGUGCAAUUCACACUUGAUGACUAUGGAAAAGAUACAGGAAACGAACAUUCUAAAGUAAAUCAAAAAAGUUUAGAUCAACUUGUGAUAAAUUUUGUUGUGAGUGAAAUACAACCUUUAAGUAUAGUCGAUAAACCAUCGUUUAUGAGUUUGGUGAAACUAGGCCGCCUCCCUAAAGACCUUAAAGUUAUGUGCAGAAAAUCUUUAAAAUCACGUAUUAAUAACCUUUAUUUAUCUAUGAUAGACAAUAUUACUUCAACACUUGGAAACGUUAUGUAUGUAGCAACCACAGCUGACUGUUGGACUAAAGGUAAAAGAGGUUAUUUUGGAGUAACAUGCCCCAUUGGAUAGACUCCAAGUCUCUCUUUAGCGUCAUUCAGUAUCAUUGGGGCGUGUUGCCGUAUAAAAGGAAGACAUACAUAUGAUGUUUUGGCUACUGCUUUACACAAGAUUCAUACAGUCUAUAAAAUACAGAACAAGAUAGUUGCUGCAACUACAGAAAGUGGUUCAAAUUUUGUGAAAGCGUUCAAAUUGUAUCCUAUUUUAAGAAAUUCAAACGAAGAGGAAGAUAG